Macaca mulatta (Rhesus monkey) is the source of this 2314-nucleotide messenger RNA. RefSeq names its product serpin peptidase inhibitor, clade B (ovalbumin), member 6-like. Gene Ontology annotation, molecular function: serine-type endopeptidase inhibitor activity. Gene Ontology annotation, cellular component: cytoplasm. The record is from RefSeq and is a predicted model, not a curated record. Gene Ontology annotation, biological process: negative regulation of endopeptidase activity. NCBI's taxonomy places the organism in Eukaryota, Metazoa, Chordata, Mammalia, Primates, Cercopithecidae.
AAAUCUGGCUAGCCCUCUCCCCACCCCCAGUCACCUGAAACCUUUCUGUUCCCCAUGACUGCUCCAAAAUGGGAAAUAAGGUUUCACACUAAUUUCUAUAACUUGUCAAAUCCCCAAAGUCUAAUUCUUAUCUAAUUCUUAUCACAAGACCCCUACAUAGAUGGUUCAUUUUAAAUUUCUGUAAGGCAGUGUGCACCUUACAUCUAUCUAUGUACCAGGAAUUGGCAUUCUUCUGGUCCCUGAAAUUAUGAUUCACAGUUCACUACAAAGACACCUUAACUCGGGGUGGGGUGCGGGGUGGAUUAUCACUUCUUGAUUGAAAGCUCCCGGAGAGUAGGGGCUUUUUUUCUGCACAGCGAGCGGCCGCUUCCUGCACACCAGGAAAUCCCCUCCGCCUGCGGGACCCGCCCCGCCCUCCUGCCCACGCGCCUGCUGGGUGGUGCCUGCUCGGGUCCCGACUGCGCCCGCCUCCCCACUCACUAGGAUCUGAUACUCUGCGCCUCCCAGACACCUCUAUUCCCGUCACUACCACCGGCCUCCCCUCGCUCCUGGGCAACGGUGCCCACAACGGCGAUAUGACAGAAUCUAACUGGUUCUCUAUUGUUGGCCAUUUAAAGAUUAUCUCUGUAGCAUAUGAAGUGCUUCACUAGUCAUCUUUCUGCAAAACGUUUCUUAUCAGUACAUGCUCACUGUCAUGGACGCUCUAUCAGAAGCAAACGGCACCUUUGCAUUAAACCUUUUGAAAAAGCUAGGGGAAAACAACUCAAACAACAUAUUUUUUUCACCCAUGAGCAUGUCGUCAGCCUUGGCCAUGGUCUUCAUGGGAGCGAAGGGAAACACUGCAGCCCAGAUGUCUCAGGCACUCUCUUUUAGUAAAAUUGGAGGUGAAGAUGGAGAUAUUCACCAAGGUUUUCAGUCACUUCUUGCUGAAAUUAACAGAACUGGUACUCAGUACUUGCUUAAAACUGCUAACAGGCUCUUCGGAGAAAAGUCUUAUGACUUCCACACAUGUUUUACAGAUUCCUGUGGCAAAUUCUACCAGGCAAAGCUAAAGCAGCUUGAUUUCCUGAAUGAUACAGAGAAGUCCAGAACACACAUAAAUAACUGGAUUGCUGAAAAAACUGAAGGCAAAAUUACAGAGAUGCUCUCUCCAGAUUCAGUUGAUUCAUUGACUAAGCUGAUUCUCGUGAAUGCCAUCUACUUCAAAGGAAACUGGGAAAGUCAGUUUGUGAAAGAGAUGACCAGGGAAAUGCCUUUUAAAAUUAGCAAGAACAAAGAAAAACCUGUGCAAAUGAUGUUUAAGGAAUCCAUCUUUAAAAUGACCUAUGUAAGGAAAAUAUCCAGCCAAAUUCUAGUGCUUCCCUAUGUUGGAAAGGAACUGAAUAUGAUCAUUUUGCUUCCCAAUGAAAACACUGAUUUGAAAAUGGUGGAGAAAAAACUUUCUUAUGAGAGAUUCAUAGAAUGGACAAACCCAGACAACAUGCAUGAACGAGAGAUGGAAGUUUUCCUUCCUAGAUUUAAACUAGAGGAAACUUACAACAUGGAGGACGUCCUUCGCAGUAUGGGCAUGGUCGAUGCCUUUGAACAGGACAGGGCAGACUUCUCAGGAAUGUCAUCUAAGAAGGAUCUGUACUUGUCCAAGGUCAUGCACAAGUCCUUUGUGGAGGUCAAUGAGGAAGGUACAGAAGCAGCAGCAGCUACCACCGAAGAAAUAGUUUUAUGUUGUGCCAGUUACUCCCUCAGGUUCUGUGCAGACCAUCCCUUCCUUUUCUUCAUCCAGCACAGCAAAACCAAUGGUAUUCUCUUCUGUGGCCGGUUUUCCUCUCCAUAAGGACAUAGGUAGUCAUUGGAUAUAGUCCUUCUCUUUUCUCUUAGUGACCUACAUUUCCUCCACUCUUUAUAGUGUGCCUGUGACCCAAAGUGACUUUAUAAUUGCAGCAGUCAAAAAUGAGAUGUUAGGAAUCUAAUUUUGAAAUUUCUUGUUGAGAACCCUUAUGUGUGUGUUUGCAUGUUAAAUGUUUUCUAGGGUCUGAACUUGUCUCCAAGGAUUUUGUGGUCACUUUGCAGGUGGUAUCAAUGACCACUUAGUCAAACCCCUCUGCUUGAAAUGAGGUGUAACCCUCUCCCCACUGCCCACAUCAACAUAUUCCAACUGUCAGAGUUAUCUGCUAUCUCUUCACUUUGUAUAUGGUGCCACCCUCACAGAAUGCUAUCCUUCUGUUUUCCCAAACACAAGAAGAUACAUGUUAUUUUCUGUCUUCUCUGUUCAAUAGUAUUGACAAAUGUGGGCCCAUUUUUAAUGGAACAAUAGAAA